AUGUCGCCCCGAAGCCGCCGGCGGACGACGUCGAAACCCCCGCGAGCCGACGCAGCGCCUCCCAAGUGUCGACGACCUGCGAGCAGAAAAGUCACCGGCGCAAGAGACGGUCUCUUCCGGCCGUCGCAAGCGAAGGCGCUGCCGCACGUCAUCGACCUCACCACAGCCGAAGACGACAGCGCCGCAUCGCUCGCGUCGGAUGACCCGCACGCGGUCCCUCUGCACUUGGAGUCCACGGACUACUUCACAGUUCUGCGUCUGCCGCGCGCUGCGAGCGACGCGGACGUGAGACGCGCGUACCGCCAACUGGCGGUGCAGUGGCAUCCCGACAAGAACCGCUCGCACCCGCGGGCGGAAGAGGCGUUCAAGCGCAUCAGCGAAGCGUACGAAGUGCUGAGCGAUCCCGUCAAACGACAGCAAUACGAGGCACUGGACGCUAAUAAUGGACCGUCGGCAGGCGGUGCAGCGCCACCGCGAGAUCCGUUUCCCUGUCACGAACGGGCCACGAGGUACUCGACGCGUCGAGCGCGCGACAUGUUCGACCACUUUUUUGGCGACAACGAUCCGUUUGCCGCCUUCUUUGGAGGCGGAGGUGGCCAGAGCUAUGGCUCGAGAUGGGGUGCGGGCGAUCCGUUCAUGGCGAUGCGAAGUAGCGGCGUGGAUCUGAACAUGGGUCUGGCCAUGGGCGUGCCUGGAUUCGGUGGCAUGGCGGGCAGGUCGAUGAUGGGCGGGGCCACCAGUGACGGGUUCUACGGCAGGAGUGGACUCGCUGGCCGAGUCUUUUCGACCACUUCGAGUUCGUCGUCCUCGACGGUCACGGAUCGGAACGGGAAUGUGAUCCAGCGCAAGACAAUGACGACGACGGGAUCGGACGGUCUCGUGCGUUCAGUCACGGAGGAGUAUUGCAAUGGCAAGCUGGUGAACUCGUCGUCGUCGGAUGCUGGUAGCCGCUUGGCAGGUGGUGGUGGUGGUGGGCGGAUGCAGCUUGAUGGAACUUCCAGCUGUGUCACGAGUAGCUACCAGCGCAGUGUCUCGCGUCCAAAGUAUUGA
Molecule: messenger RNA, 1050 nt
Organism: Hyaloperonospora brassicae
Lineage: Eukaryota; Oomycota; Peronosporomycetes; Peronosporales; Peronosporaceae
Source: the annotation of a GenBank genome assembly